Molecule: messenger RNA, 649 nt
Organism: Nanorana parkeri
Lineage: Eukaryota; Metazoa; Chordata; Amphibia; Anura; Dicroglossidae
Gene: STARD6
Product: StAR related lipid transfer domain containing 6
Exons: 6
Coding region: 14-649 (211 amino acids)
Molecular function (GO): lipid binding
Source: RefSeq, a predicted model, not a curated record
UCAAGAUUUCAGGAUGGAUUAUAAGAAGAUGGCCGAUGAGGUCUCACAGAAGGUUUUAUCAUAUCUUAAAGAUGACUCGGGGUGGAAACUGGCCAAAUCCAGCGGCAAGAUCACCGUUUCAUGGAAACCGUCCAAUGAAUUCUCAGGAAAUCUAUACCGCGGAGAAGGGAUCAUUGAGGAGGUGCCGGAAAAAAUAAUUCCAUUUCUGUAUAGUGAUGAACACAGGAAGAAGUGGGACAAAGACUUGAAAUUCUACUCCAUUCUAGAGCACAUUGACCAGGACACCGUGAUCGGUCAUACCAUCACUCACAGUUACGGUAUGGGUCUUAUUUCAUCACGAGAAUUUGUGGAUCUGAUACACAUUAGGAGGUAUGACGGAGGAGUCGUCACCACUAACUCUGUGAGUCUUGAGUAUGAAAAAUGCCCGGUGACUUCCGAUCGCAUUCGAGGCUUCAACAACCCAUGUGGAUAUAUAUGUUCUCCGCUGCCCGAGAAUCCGGCACAUUCCAAGCUUGUGGUCUUCAUACAAACAGAACUUGGUGGUCUUCUACCACGAGCUUUGGUGGAAUCGGCAUUACCCAGCAACAUUAUCGGCCUCAUCACCAACGUCCGGGAAGGAACUAAAAAAUUUGUACAAGACGGAAAAUGA